Molecule: messenger RNA, 432 nt
Organism: Rhodotorula toruloides NP11
Lineage: Eukaryota; Fungi; Basidiomycota; Microbotryomycetes; Sporidiobolales; Sporidiobolaceae
Product: myosin regulatory light chain cdc4
Exons: 7
Coding region: 1-432 (143 amino acids)
Biological process (GO): mitotic actomyosin contractile ring assembly
Cellular component (GO): myosin II complex
Molecular function (GO): calcium ion binding
Source: RefSeq, a predicted model, not a curated record
AUGUCCGCACCCGACGCAGAAGCCAAAGAAGCCUUCGCCUUGUUCGACAAGCGCGGAGCAGGAACGAUCCCCGCCUCGAGUCUCGGAGACAUCCUCCGCGCUCUGGGACAGAACCCGACGCAGAAGGAGGUGGCGGACCUCGCGCAGAGUGUUGGCGGUGGAGAGAUCGACUACUCGACUUUCGUCAACAUCCUCAACCGACCGGGCGGAUUUGACCCUGCAGGGACGGCAGACGAAUUCAUCCGUGGCUUUCAAGUGUUCGACAAAGACAACAACGGCUACAUCGGCCAAGGCGAGCUGCGAUACGUCCUUACCUCGUUGGGCGAGAAGUUGAGUGAUGAGGAGGUCGACGAGUUGCUCAAGGGGGUCAAGGUGACGCCCGAAGGCAACAUCAACUACGUCUCGUUCGUCCACCAGAUCCUCGGACAGUAA